Messenger RNA from Eruca vesicaria subsp. sativa (arugula), 925 nucleotides. The record is from the annotation of a GenBank genome assembly. NCBI's taxonomy places the organism in Eukaryota, Viridiplantae, Streptophyta, Magnoliopsida, Brassicales, Brassicaceae.
GAUUCAAUGGCUUCAAGUGCUUCAAAGUUCAUAAAAUGUGUGACUGUUGGAGAUGGCGCCGUUGGUAAAACAUGUAUGCUCAUCUGCUACACCAGCAACAAAUUCCCUACUGACUACAUACCAACAGUUUUUGACAACUUUAGUGCAAACGUUGUAGUUGAAGGCACCACUGUUAAUCUAGGACUAUGGGACACUGCUGGGCAAGAAGACUAUAACAGAUUAAGGCCUUUAAGUUACAGAGGAGCAGAUGUUUUUGUCUUGUCUUUCUCAUUGGUUAGCCGAGCUAGCUACGAGAAUGUCUUUAAAAAGUGGAUCCCUGAACUCCAGCACUUUGCCCCAGGAGUUCCUUUGGUUCUUGUUGGUACCAAAUUAGAUCUCCGUGAAGAUAAGCAUUAUUUGGCUGACCAUCCUGGACUAUCCCCUGUAACCACUGCACAGGGAGAGGAGCUGCGUAAGCUAAUUGGCGCAACAUAUUACAUUGAGUGCAGCUCAAAAACUCAACAGAACGUGAAAGCAGUUUUUGAUUCUGCGAUUAAGGAAGUGAUCAAACCUGUGGUUAAACAAAAGGAGAAGACAAAGAAAAAGAAGAAGCAAAAGUCACAUCAUGGAUGUUUAUCAAACAUUCUGUGUGGGAGGAUGGUGACUAGGCAUUGAUGAUGAUCUUAAAUUCCACUUUUGAGUUUGUGUGAUAAAUUGAGAGACAUAUAUAUAUAUAUAUAGAUGGAAUCAUGGAAGAAAGAUUAUUAGUCUCUAAUCAAUCAAUAGUUUACAUUGAAGAGGGAAAGAGAGAGAUAGUGAGCUUACUAUUAUUAUUAACUCAAUUAUGUUUAUUUGUUUCAAACCUGUUAUUGCAAUAUAUUAGUCAUUUUCUUGUAACAAAUAAUACAAGGUUGCAAAUGUGGAUCAUUCGAUCAACCACAAGUAG